CACAUGAUCAGGGAACGGCGGCUUCCGGGCUCUGUUUCCGACCGGACGGUUUUGAACUUAGUACCGGAAGAGGAGCCUCAUUGAGUGCCGGUUCCACCACCAGGAGCGGGAGAGGACGCGGCCGGUGGCGCGCCCUGAGCGCGAAGAUCUCAGGAGCGCGCGGCUCCCAGUGCCAUGGUGGGCUGGAGGCUCCUUGCCCGCGCGGCCGAGGGGCUGUGGGCCCAGGCCGGCGGCAGCGGGGUCUGCGGGUUACACUUCAGCCUUAUUGUUAGGAGCACCCAUGGUGCCAGUUCUACCUGGUGGCAUGAACACCUUUCUGAAGAAAAUUACGAAUUUCUUAAAAAGUUAACUGCUGAAGAAUAUAAGGCCCAAACAGCAAGUAAACUGUGUCCUCUGAAAGAUGAACCAUGGCCCAUACAUCCUUGGGAGCCAGGUUCUGUAAGAGUUGGCCUUAUUGCAGCAAAAUUGGGCAUGAUGCCCUUGUGGACCAAAGAUGGUAAAAAAUUUGUUGUCACAUUACUUCAGGUACAAGACUGUCAUGUCCUUAAAUAUACUCCAAAGGAAGAAUGUAAUAGGAAUCGAGGGGCCCUAAUAGUAGGAGGAAAAAAUGUAUCACCUUUCUAUAAAUCUGAAUCAUUAAUGCAAAUGUACCGAGAAGUUGGAGUGCCACCAAAACAGAAAUUCUCAACAUUUCGUGUGACUGAUAAUGCUAUAAUUAAACCAGGCACUCCUCUGUAUGCUGCACAUUUUCGCCCUGGACAGUAUGUGGAUGUCACAGCCAAAACAAUUGGCAAAGGUUUUCAAGGAGUCAUGAAAAGGUGGGGAUUUAAAGGACAACCUGCCUCUCAUGGUCAGACCAAAACCCACAGAAGGCCUGGAGCGAUAGCAACUGGUGAUAUUGCCAGAGUUUGGCCUGGAAAGAAAAUGCCUGGUAAAAUGGGUAACAGAUAUCGAACAGAAUUUGGCUUAAAGGUGUGGAGGAUAAACACAAAACACGAUAUAAUCUAUGUGAAUGGUUCUGUGCCUGGACACAGGAAUUGUUUAGUAAAGAUCAGGGAUUCUAUCCUGCCACCCUAUAAAGACUUUGCCAGAAAUCUGCCCUUCCCUACUUAUUUUCCUGAUAAUGAGAAUGAAGAGGAACUGCCAGAGGAUUUGUUUGCCGAAGAUGUUUUUCAGCCUAAUGAACCUUCUAUUGUAUACGCCUAACAUCUCUGCCCAUGGUGAACUCUCUCCUUCUCUGGACGCUACAGAACUAGGACCACGAAGAACCCAGCAGCACCUCCUUUCUGGGCCCUUUGUGGCAAGCCUAGAACAGCCCUCAGCUCACCUGCAGAUUCUAAAUCAUGGUAUUAAACAGGCUUGAUGGAUGGUUGAAUUUUAAGCUGGGUAUCAAUUUGCCUAUUAAAAAUGUCUUUUUAGAA
This is a messenger RNA of Monodelphis domestica (gray short-tailed opossum), 1421 nucleotides long. It is a transcript of the gene MRPL3, whose product is annotated as mitochondrial ribosomal protein L3. The record is from RefSeq and is a predicted model, not a curated record. NCBI's taxonomy places the organism in Eukaryota, Metazoa, Chordata, Mammalia, Didelphimorphia, Didelphidae. Gene Ontology annotation, molecular function: structural constituent of ribosome. Gene Ontology annotation, cellular component: ribosome; mitochondrial large ribosomal subunit. Gene Ontology annotation, biological process: translation.